Messenger RNA from Rubroshorea leprosula, 1998 nucleotides. The record is from the annotation of a GenBank genome assembly. Lineage: Eukaryota; Viridiplantae; Streptophyta; Magnoliopsida; Malvales; Dipterocarpaceae.
CUUCCAUUGUAUCUAUAAGAACGGAGGCUGCCGAACUCGAUUCAGUUUUUUCUCUUUGAAAACACAAACCUGCAGCCGCCUUUGCUCGUAAUCGAGAAAGGAUGAGACGAUGGAGGAGAACUUUUCUUUCUUCUUCGGCAGCUUCCCCUGAUUUGCGGUCGGCAUCGGCUGCUGCUGCCGCCGCUCGCCUUCCAGAAAUAGGUAAUACCAAAUCUCCUUUCUUCUCUUUUCUUUCUUCCUUCACUACUCUUUUUAGCGGUAGCCCCACUCAGUUUAAGGAAUUGAUAGGCAAAGAGAGAUACGAAUUUGAUAGAAUUGAUGAUGCCUUGGAAUUGUUUGAUUGGAUGGUCCAUUCGGAUCCACGCCCUUCUGUGGUGGAGUUUAAUAGACUUGUAGGCGGAGUUGUUAAGAUGAAAGAUUAUGAAUUUGCUGCUUAUUUAUGCAAACAGAUGGAAUUGGAGGGAAUUAGACAUGAUGUUGCUACUCUUAGCAUCCGCAUUAAUUGCUUCUGCCGUUUAGGUUUUGUGAAUUUUGGUUUCUCUAUUCUUGGGAAAAUGUUAAAGAUUGGUAUUGAACCUGAUGCUGUAACGUUUAACACACUGAUCAACGGGCUCUGUGUGCAAGAGAAAUUUGAUGAAUCAGUGAGAGUUUUUAAUGACAUGGUUCGGGAUGGACAUCAACCCAGUUUAAUUACUUACAAUACAAUAGUACAUGGUCUAUGUAAAAUAGGAAAAACCACUGAGGCUGUUAGGUUGCUGAGGAAGAUGGAAGAAAGUGGAUUAAAACCAAACACUGUAACUUACACUACUCUUAUAAUGGGCAUGUGCCAGGUAGGGAAGAUUUGGAUAGCACAAGAGCUUCUCAAGGAAAUGAUUGCUUGUGGUCAAGUUCCAAACUCAAUGACUUAUUCAGUUUUGUUGGAUGGAUUGUGCAAACACGGUCACAUUCAUGAUGCAUACGAGCUGUUUCAAGCAAUGGAGACAAGUGGAUUUCAACUUAAUAUUGUCCAUUAUUCUAUUCUAAUUGAUGGCAUGAGUGAAGUUGGUCAAAUUACAGUUGCAAAGCAACUGUUUUGUAAGCUUGGUAUGAAAGGAUUACGUCCUAAUGUUUACACAUAUACUAUAAUGAUUAAAGGACUUUGCAAGGCAGGACUACCAAAUGAAGCUUAUCAGUUGUUCAGGACAAUGGAAGGGGAUGACUGCUUGCCAAAUGGUUGCACUUAUAAUACAAUGAUUCAAGGAUUUCUUCAAAAUAAUGAUACAUUAAGGGCAAGUCAAAUUAUUGAUGAAAUGGUUGAUCAUGGAUUUUGUGCAGAUGCAUCUACAGCAACCAUGGCAGUGAAUCUAUUAUUUAGUGAUGGAGAAAAACAAUUAUCUAGUGGGAAAAGUUGAUACAAGUGAAAAUGUAACUGAAGCAGAUGUAAAUUAACUUCUUUUUUGUCAUGGUUUCUGCAUCAAAGUCUUAGGAACUUUCUGAACCAUUGGGAGGGACACUAACUGAGAUCAGACUGUCAAGUUUAACCAAGUUCUUGAAGUUAUGAGACAACUUGAGGGAGCAUAUGCCCUCAUUUUCAAAAGCCGACAUUAUCCAAAUGAGUUGAUUACAUGCAGACGUGGAAGUCCAUUGCCCUUAGGUGUCAAAAGGUAGCUGAGAUGGAUUUGAACUUGGUGGAGUCAUUUUUUGUCCAUGCUGAAUAGCACAUACCUGAUGGGCUACUCAUGGGUAACUGGUUUCUAGGAAGCCAUCCUCAAACAUCUGGUCCUGACAAUGAGUUCUUGGUGGUUUACAAUGAAGUUAUUACUAAUUAUGAGGUUUGGUUGAAGUUUCAGUUGCUUUGUUGCUUAUUUUAUUUGCUGACUUGUUGAUAGUGCAUGCUACACAAGAUGCAGACAAUAUAGAUAUCAAGGAAAGCCAAAACUAAACAUGUGUAACACUUAAAAGUGCUAUCUUUUUUUGAUGUUUGGUUGAUUUUAUUUAGAAUAAAUGUACUGUCAUGUC